CAUCUCGCUCCCUCCUACCCUUACCAGCAACUCCCCACCAUUGCAGGUCCGUCCAACGCGCAUUACCCUACUGCGCCACUCCCCCAAGGUCAAUAUGCUCCCUUGCAGACGGAAUCCAGUGGGGGCUCAAGCGUGGAGCCAACUUCCUUUGUUCUCGACUGGACGACAUCUACCAGGCCUCGUAAGCGUAAAACCCGCCAGACCUCUAAUCUUGAAGAUGGUUUGAGUUCGUCCGUUCCACCAACAACGCGCAAGCGCAGACGCCCGAACGUCGCCGACGACUACAGACCAGGCAAGUUUGGUCCGUACACGCUAGCGGAUGCCGGUGCCACGAUCAUGACCAUGCCUGUUCACGACCCAAAACCUGUUGACAUCAGUAGCCGCAGGACCCAUGAUCCCAACGGAAAUCCCCUCCGAACGAGGAGAUUUGGGGCGAUGGAACUGGACGAUACGUACCCCGAUGCAUCUGGAAACAUCCCUGACCACCACUGGCCACAGUUGACCUGCGUACGUUCAUGCGAUUGGACCGACCAGCCGUGCGGUCUGUUCAUAGAGGUGGACAAGGUCCGUAUUGAAGACCAUCUGUGGUUUUGGCAUGGGGUCGAAGCAAAAAAAUCCACUCCCUGCAAAUUCGAAGGUUGCUCGGACGCAGGGACGAUGAUGUAUUUGAGUCGUCACAUCGAAGGGGUCCACUUUGCUACAUCCUACCGAUGCCCCUAUUGCAAGAAGCUGUCGUCGAGGACCGAUUCUUUGGCUCGGCAUCAGAAGGGGUGCAAACAAUUGCUUGCUAGCAGGGCCCACGCUGAGCAUUGGAAGUACGAAUUCUCUCUUCAAGCGAUGAUCAAGUCGGUUUCUGGAUAUAUCGUUCCUGCCAAGAACGCGACGUAGGAUAGCGUCUGAACAUUGUCGACUGCAAUUCUUGAAAACAACUUCUUUUUACGGCUAAUGACACUGAUUCCAUUCUAUCACCGACAUUCCUUUAGAAUAUUCUCUCUAAUGCGAACGACACUCAUUUCAUUCUAUUACCGACAUUCCUUCUGAAAUUUGUUUUCUCUACGGUUAACCACACUCGCUUCAUUCUACCACCGACAUUCCUUUUGAAUAUUCGCUCUUUUCGUCCUUGCUUAUUGCAUCUUCUGUAUGGUUAUUGAAUUAUCUUUGUCGCACAUCUUUAUUGCACGCUGGACGUGCCUAACGUGCCUUACCAUAGCGCUCGGUCUGUCUUACAUAUGAUUGUUGGUUUUGUGGGAAGUUGAAAGUACCUAGUCACUAUCAUAUCUCGUUAUGGAGCUUGGAGCUUUGCAUCGUCGUUG
Molecule: messenger RNA, 1313 nt
Organism: Suillus plorans
Lineage: Eukaryota; Fungi; Basidiomycota; Agaricomycetes; Boletales; Suillaceae
Exons: 2
Coding region: 337-888 (183 amino acids)
Source: RefSeq, a predicted model, not a curated record